AGAUGGCAUUUAAAUUGUACUUACUGGAAGUUCUUAUCGCAUCAGAUUGUUUUCUUCCUGUUUUUGUUUGACCCAGCAGAGGACGCCAAAGCUAAAGAAGGGAUAGCCUUCAUUAUAUCAUUUGAUCUUCACGUUCACAAAUUGGCUUGAAAGCAUGGGGAUCGUGUUUCCAAAAGAUUGGUGACACGAAAUAUCGUGUUUACUCCUGCCAGUAGAAAUAGUCUUUUCAAAAGUGACCUCCAAACUUGAUUCUGUUGGAAAGGCCUAACAUAUUCCGUUGGAUCCUGUUUGGUCACCGUGGAGAAAAUACAUGUGGUCUGGUCGAAUGGUCGGAAAAAAUCAGUGUCGGGAAAACUCACGCGGGAAAAGUAGUGGCAUGACUUCGAGGGCAAGCCGAGAGUUGGUUCGGAGCUGCUUGGUGGACCGACUUCUCACCGACGAGUUGAUCAAGAUCGACCAUUCUGAAAAGAAAUCUUGAAGCGGGAAGUGCAUGAACGAGGAGGAAAUCAUCGUUUCUCCAACUAUUACCCAGGAAUUAUAGUGUGAUUGAGACUGAAUUAGUGUGAACUGGUGCUUCAAUAUGAACAGUUGAAUGCUCGUGAGAAAAGGUUCUCAAUCGCUACUUCCUCUUGUCCGCCGCCGUGGAGCAAAGAAUUGCAUAGGCCUGCCCUUUCAACGGAAUUGGAAAAUAAUUGCCCAUUCCGAUGGAGAAAAUGCCAACAAGUACUGGAAGCAGUGCUUCAAGUCCACUCAAUACGAACCCAAGCACUCCAGACAAUCACCAUCAUCAACUGCAACAACAACAACGCCAAUCACUCAUCAUCCAUCCCAUAGAGACUGAGCCGCUCUCUGAUGACGAUUGGAGAGGCAAAUACUUGGACAUGAAGCAUUGCUAUAGAGAUGUCAAGCAGAAGAACAAAAUUCAAGCCAAACGUGCCAGACAACUUCUUGUGGCAGUCACGGCUAAACUUCAAGAAAAGGAAGACGAAAUUGAAAAGAUCCGGAAUCUCCAUCAUGUGGAGCUGACGAGGAUCUGUCAAAGUCUUCUUCAUUUACAAGCCUGUAUGACCCGAGAACAAGAACGAUUGGAGGGGAUCCUUUUGGAACGGGAUCUGACCAUCCAAUCUCAAAAAUUGGAAAUGGAUCGCUUGAAGGAGCAAAACCAGAGCCUUCUUCAAGGUCAAAAGACUCCGAGCAACCGUCAGCAUGGUAGCUUUAGGCAGUACAAAAAGGAGAAGAAGAGUCACCAUCGAUCCAAUGUCACAGACGACCUUGGUUCCAUGGGAAGCAGUGAGGAAUCCCCAUCCUCGACUCCAAAGAACUCUCGUCCUCCCUUGAGGCUCUCACUAAGUACAGGCUCAGUUGAGAACCUCACCUACGGCCUCAACAGCCUUUCAAUACCUCCUAAGAAAGGGAUCCUCAAGAGUGCCUCCAGUUAUGGCAGCCUCGACUUGAGUUCCAAUCCUGGAUCGAUCCUGCACAACCUUCAAAAGAUGAUCCAAAAUCAUCCUCUCGUCACGGAAAAACUGGCCAAGAUUGAACACGAAAAAUCCGAUUCUGGGCGAGAGAGCGAAGAAUUUGAGCAUUCCAUGGAGCACCAGCCUUUGUCCUUGCCUCCAAUGAGUAACAUUGUGAAGAGUCGAUCCGAUAGUGCCAAUAGCUCGUUUGAUAGCACAAAUGAUAGCCUUCCCGAUGGCAUAGUGCAAGAAAUGAAGAACAAAGGCUGGCGAAUGUCCUUGAGAGUUCCAGACAGGAAGAAAGAGAAGCCACCGAAGCCACCUCCAAGAAGUAGUACUACCAAAUUGACCACAACCAAUGGACCUGCUAGCAUCGUGAAUGUCGAGAACGGUAAACUGAUUGAGCCCCACAAAACCAUAGUCAAUAUCAAGCCCGACGAAGCCAAAUUAGAGAAACGAGUCACUUUUAGUCAAGAAACCGUGGAACAUGUCCAAGCCGAGGUCAUGAUCUUUGACCCAGCUGAGAAGAAUGCUAUCAAAUUGUUGGAUGAGACCAUUAAGAAUUACAAACCGAGCUUCGAGUCCACAACCAGGUUCGGAUCGGAAACGAAGAGCAUCAAGAAAGACGUGUCCUAUUUUGAGCCAUAUCUUUAAAUGUGAACAUGUACCGUACACCUAUAACAAACAAAGAGUCAUUUGUCGGAAGGAUCUUUCACGUAUAAGUUGUCAAUUUCGUCCUUAGG
Tigriopus californicus is the source of this 2200-nucleotide messenger RNA. RefSeq lists its product as uncharacterized. Lineage: Eukaryota; Metazoa; Arthropoda; Copepoda; Harpacticoida; Harpacticidae. The coding region runs from base 705 to 2111 and encodes 468 amino acids. The transcript has 4 exons. The record is from RefSeq and is a predicted model, not a curated record.